AUGUUAAAAUUUAUGAAAAAUAUAAUAAAAGCAAAGGUGCCAGUAUUGGCGUAUUAUGGAGAUACGGAUAUUUUAUUAAAACAAAAAUAUCCUUGGUUCUUUGAAAAACAAAUUGGGGGUACUGUUACUGAAUAUUAUGGAUUUACUUUAUUAACAGUUAGAGGUGUUGGACACGUGCUCCCGGAAUGGGCACCUGAAAGGGGAUUGUAUAUUUUAACUCAAUUUUUAAACCUAACUUCUUUUUGA
Meloidogyne enterolobii is the source of this 246-nucleotide messenger RNA. Lineage: Eukaryota; Metazoa; Nematoda; Chromadorea; Rhabditida; Meloidogynidae. The record is from the annotation of a GenBank genome assembly.